This is a messenger RNA of Amoebophrya sp. A120, 2281 nucleotides long. The record is from the annotation of a GenBank genome assembly. NCBI's taxonomy places the organism in Eukaryota, Dinophyceae, Syndiniales, Amoebophryaceae.
AUGCCAUCUGUCGACCAGGGAGAGCGCUCCUGGUCCUCGUCUUCGGCGACAAGUUCGCCCGCACGCGUGGGCCGCGAGAAGUGCUCUAGUACCUCACUCUGUGUACCUUCGCCGGAUGCGUCUCGACCUGGUCCUACCGUGGAGCCGGGCAGGAAGAGGACUGAAGAUGAGCUCUUGCUCGAAUUGGGACGCAUGCAUGGCGCUGCGGUAUGACCAGCAACAUAUUUUUUGCAUGUUGUAGUUGUUGUCUCUUGGUCAAUCUUUUCUGCGGCCCUCUUGUUUGCUUGCGUUUUUCGCGUUGGUUUCCCGCCCUGAACAUUUUAGAAGUAGGUCAAUGAUCGUUGCCUGGACCACAUGGCCUGUUGCACGUGUACUUAAUGUAAGUAACAACUGUGGGUAGAGGAAGAGGUAGCGUAGUUUUUUUAAAAUAUCACCUGAGUACCAGCUCAAGAAAAAGUCUUUUUAGGCAAACAUACUCUUUUCAGUCUACCAACCCAUCGCCAUCAACCUCGGAGGACAACGAGCUGAAGACAAUAGCAGAUGUCGAAAAGGUUUGUGCGUCGACGGAAAAUGUUGAUGAAGAUGAAAUCGAAAGAGAUAUGAAAAGGGGACAUGCUCACGCUCAUCCAGGAGGUUCCCGCCCAAAUCACGAACAUUCUUCUCAACACCCGGCUCCACCCCCGCCGCACGACUAUCAAUACGAGUACGACGCCGAAGAGUACUACACCGAGGACGGGCUGAGCGUGAAGGCCUCACCCCCACGACCUCCAAUCCGCGGCGGUCGUCCUACCCCGGUGAUCACGUCGCGCAGCAAAGUGAUUACCAGCCCGAGCAACGCCGAGGUUUGGUACAACACAGUUCGGGAGCGACAGGAAGCCGAUUUGGCCAACGCGCUCCGUUCCAACGGCUGGCUGGUAGAGGAACUGAAGCGGAAAACCGACCUGCUAGACGCGGCUAGACAAGAGCAGGAAGCCGAAGCCCAGCGGUGGCGCAACGAGCGCGCCGAGCUGGAGCGCGACGCAGCGCAGAAGGUAGAGGCCUUAGAAGGCGUGCUGGAAGAUUUGCGGGCCCAGUUCGCCAACACAAAAUUACAACUUGAGCACCAGGCCGAGGCGAAACGUCGGGUGUGCGAGGCGCAGUGCGAGACCAUGCGCGAGGAGGUGGCGGAGAAAACUGGCGAUAUGAAAAAGCAGGAUGAGCAGAUACAACAUCUCCGACAGCAAAUCUGCAAUCUGUGCCGCAGUCUGCAGGACAACCGCGACGCGACGCAGAAAGCGCUUCUGUCAGCGAAGGACGCAGUCGUGAGUGCUAGCAAAAAAGCGCAAGAUAACUACCGGGAAUGGAAGAGCCAACAGAAAACGCAGUGGCCUUUGGACAAAUUGUACUUCUCGCGACUGCAGGACGCGCUGCACACCAUCGAGCUGAGGUGCACACGGUUGCUCGUCGAUACGGAGAAAAGGUUCGGGUUUUUGCAAGAGGACGAAACUCGCUCUGCAGGAGGAGGUGGCCACGCUGCCGCAAAGAACGUGCGGUCUUCUGGUAGCAAUGUUGUGAAUGCAGGAAGGUGUGGGCCCACCGGUUCAUCUUCAUCAGCUAGUUCAUCAUCAGUCCGCCCAAGAAGUACAAUAGCAGUACCACAGUCCACCGCAACUACCUCAGUUUCCCGCAGCAGCUUCACGCCGGGUCAUCGGUCGUCGAGUUGUCAGUCGCCAGGUCGUGUCGCUGCUCCACAGAAAACGAGAACGAUGGCAGCCGCACCGCAGCUGAACAAAGUCAAAAAUAAGUGUUUGAAUUUGUUUUUGGACGAUUCGGUUUUGUCCGAAACGGCCGCGGAAACGUACCUGAACAAGAUUGUGGAGAGGAGCAAACAAGAAGAUUCGGAGGGGGUUGGUGGCGGUGGCCGUGGUGGGGUCGGGGGACGAGUGGUAAAGACAAGUUACAAUCCGAAUCGGUACAACACGUAGUGACGACCACACGAUGCGUUUUGUAUCUACUUUGAGGAUAACCGAGGAACGCGACAAGAACACGCUUGUCCAAAUUGGUUCUGGACUGGACGUGAGUCGUUUCCUUGUCGAGGGAGCGCACAGAUUCAAAGAAUACAAUUAGAGCAUACGAAUAAGAAAAAAGACGUCUUUAGCGACGCCCUGCUCACCGGUGUCGACACGCUAGUAGUCAGGUUUCUUCGCGAAAAUCCUCCCAAGUGAGUUUAAGUAAGGCAAGCAGUUGGUUUUGAUAGUUUAGGACUGAGAUCAUGUCGCUGCCAAAUAAUAGAAGUUGCCGG